GGCUUGAUGGGAGUUUGUUUUGUCUAAGAGGAUGAAAGCAGCCUGGAAGACAGACAAAGGAAGAGUUAUACGAUGCUUGAAGCUGGUCUGUGGUGAGCAGCAGCAUACAGAGGUCACAAGGGAGAGUUACCAAGGCAACACCUGGUUUAUAUCAUGUUCACAGAUUUAAGGACAUUUCUCUUUUGUCACAUCCAAGCGUGAGAUUUGGGAGCAUACUAGUUAAUUGGAGCACAGGCAGAUCCAGGGAUCAGAGAGGAUGGGAGGUGGAGGUCAGCAGACUGAGCAGGGAGAACCAGUGAGCAGGAAGGGGACAGGUGUUUACACCUGGGAGGAGGUCCAGAAACACUGCAGCAGGAACGACCAGUGGCUGGUCAUCAACAGGAAGGUGUAUAACAUCACUCAGUGGGCCAGAAGGCAUCCGGGAGGGGCUCGGGUCAUCAGUCACUACGCUGGAGAGGAUGCUACGGAGCCUUUCAGUGCUUUUCAUCCAGACCUGAGGUUUGUACAGAAGUUUCUGAAGCCUCUGUUGGUUGGAGAGUUGGCAACGACAGAACCGAGCCAGGAUGGGACUAAAAAUGAAAAAAUCAUGGAAGAUUUUGAACAUUUAAGAGCUCAGGUGGAGAAGGAGGGUCUGUUUCAGUCCAAGCCUCUGUUCUUCUGCCUCCAACUGGGUCACAUCCUUCUGCUAGAGGUCCUCGCCUGGCUGAUGGUCUCCUACUGGGGGACGAGUUGGACUCUGACUCUACUUUCCUCCUUGUUUCUGGGAAUAGCUCAGUCACAGGCUGGAUGGUUGCAGCAUGACUUUGGUCACCUUUCCGUCUUCAAGAAGUCCAAGUGGAAUCAUCUGGUGCACAAGUUUGUUAUGGGGCAUAUAAAGGGAGCUUCAGCCAACUGGUGGAACCAUCGACAUUUCCAGCAUCACGCCAAACCAAAUGUCUUCAGGAAGGAUCCUGAUGUCAACAUGUUGCAUGUUUUUGUCCUUGGAAACACUCAACCUGUGGAGUACGGCACUAAAAAGAUCAAAUACCUGCCCUAUAAUCACCAACACCAAUACUUCUUUCUUGUCGGACCACCUCUGCUGAUGCCUUUCUACUUCCAGUUUGAGAUCAUGAGGGCCAUGUUUUCCCAGCGUGACUGGGUGGAUGUGGCUUGGUCCUUUUCGUACUACUUUCGCUUCUUCUGCUCUUAUUGUCCACUGUAUGGCUUCUUUGGCUCAUUGGCACUUUUGACCUUUGUCAGAUUUAUAGACAGUCAAUGUUUUGUGUGGGUGACUCAGAUGAACCACAUCCCAAUGGAGAUCGAGUAUGAGAAGCGCCAGGACUGGCUGACCAUGCAGUUGAAAGCUACAUGUAAUAUUGAGCAGUCGGCGUUCAACGACUGGUUCUGUGGACACCUCAACUUUCAAAUCGAACACCAUUUGUUUCCCACGAUGCCGCGCCACAACUACCACCUAGUGUCACAGAGGGUCCACGCUCUGUGUGAGAAGCAUGGAGUUUCAUACGAGAUGAAAAAUUUGUGGAGAGGCAUGACUGAUGUUGUCAGGUCACUGAAAACCUCGGGGGAUCUUUGGCUUGAUGCGUAUCUCCACAAAUGAUCAGCUGGACACCAAAAAUGUGAUAUCUCUCUUCACUUUCCAGCAAAGACUGAUCGUAUCUGUGAGAUUUUAUACUUCCAUGUUGGUUUUGAUUUCACAUUAGAAAGUCAAAAAGGAUGUAAGAGUGUUUUGAUCAACAGUAAGAUGAUUAUUUUUUGUUAAAUUCAGUGGAAUGCUAGAAUAUUUUUCAUUUUAAAUGUGAGGUGUGAACAACAAGCUAGAAAAACAAAAUUAAACGUGUUCAAAGUGUAUAAUGUUGAUUGAAUUACCCUCUGAGUAACGUUUUGUACUGCAGUGCUGCAUUUCUUUCAGGUUUUUAAUAAAUUGUUGACUGUUUGUGCACCUCUGGCUCUGUUGAUCUAGAUUUUAACAAAAUAAAGAACGUUUACCAAA
This is a messenger RNA of Nothobranchius furzeri (turquoise killifish), 1987 nucleotides long. Its product is annotated as acyl-CoA Delta-4 desaturase. Gene Ontology annotation, cellular component: membrane. Gene Ontology annotation, molecular function: oxidoreductase activity, acting on paired donors, with oxidation of a pair of donors resulting in the reduction of molecular oxygen to two molecules of water. Gene Ontology annotation, biological process: lipid metabolic process. NCBI's taxonomy places the organism in Eukaryota, Metazoa, Chordata, Actinopteri, Cyprinodontiformes, Nothobranchiidae. The record is from RefSeq and is a predicted model, not a curated record.